Molecule: messenger RNA, 1661 nt
Organism: Saprolegnia diclina VS20
Lineage: Eukaryota; Oomycota; Saprolegniomycetes; Saprolegniales; Saprolegniaceae
Exons: 3
Coding region: 67-1608 (513 amino acids)
Biological process (GO): transmembrane transport
Cellular component (GO): membrane
Source: RefSeq, a predicted model, not a curated record
GCGCCACUAAAUCUUCGCGACGAAACGCACGUUUGUUCCCGCGAUUCUUGUGUGCCCGUCCUUUCCAUGGCCCCGUACGAAGUCACGGCUCUCGAUGUCUGGGCGCUAACGAUCACGAUUUCGGCGCAGUCGCUUCCGAUCUGGCAGCUCGGCUACUCGGCGGGCUUUGCGAGCUACUCGGUUGGCAUGGGCCUCGUCGGCCUCGCCUACAUCUGCCUCAUUUCGUGUCUCGGCGAGCUUAUGAGCGCGUUUCCGUUCGCCGGCGGCGCCUACGGCCUUGCGCGCUGCACGCUCGGCUUUAGCGUCGGCUUCCUCGUCGCGAUCUGCGAGAUCAUCGAGUACGUUGUCUACUCGGCCACGGCCAUGGUGUCGUUCACAACCAUCUUUGUGUGCAUUGCCCCCGACUCGGCCGGCUUGGAGCCACUGGUCUGGGCGCUACUCUACGCGUUCAGCCUCUUCGUGUACAUCCGCGGCGAUCGCUGGUUCUGGUACGCCAACUUCGUGCUCGCGUUGUCGUGCCUCCUUGUCACCGUCGUGUGGCUCCUCGGGUCCCUUGCGUUUCUUGACUUCGCCACGUACGCGCCACCCCCGACGCUCGUGCUUGGCGGCGCACACGGAUUUUUCCGAGCGCUGCCGUCGGCCACGGGCUUCUUCCUCGGCGUCGAGGCCGUAAGCACCGCGGCGGACGACGUACAGAGCCCCCGCGCCACGAUUCCAAAAGGCCAAGGCUACGGCAUGCUGACGCUCUUUGUGACGGGCGUGCUCUCGGGUGUCUUUUGCGGCGGCCUACCCCCCGGCAUUGCAGGCAUCCCCAGUGUCGCAGCCACCACCGACUCGGGGUUUAUGGCCAUGUUUUCCAUAAGUGAGCAAACGGCUUGCGUGUUGUCGAUUCCGGGGGCGAUCUCGACGGCGUUUGGCUUUAUUUUUGCCUUCACCAAGCUCCUCACGGCCAUCUCCAAGUCCAAGCUCAUUCCUGCGGGCUUCCACCGCCAAUACUUUAUCUACAAAACCCCCGCCGUCGCCUUGGCCACCGGCAUACUCGUUGCCUACUGCAUCUGCCUCCUCGUAUACUACGUCCCAAGCGUCAUGAACCACAUUUUUAACGUGUGCUGCCUCAGCGCCAUGACCGCAUACUCGACGCAGUGCUAUGGCUACAUCUACGUCAAGCGCCACUUCAAGCACAUCGAGCGCCGCUACAAAAGUCCGUUUGGCGUUCCUGGCGCGAUCUUCUCGAUGGCGGUCUGGAGCCUCGUCAUCCUCGGCGUGAUUGGCUUUCAGGACGACGACGGCAUCGCGCUCUGCAGCUACGUUAUCCUCGCAGGCGUCGCGUUAGUCUACUACCACGCCUACGGGAAGCACCACCAGAGCUUCUCGGACGAAGAGAAGGUGCUCUUCAUCACCCACGUCGCCAAAUUCAACGCCGGCAAGCGGUCCAAGCCGUCGACGAAAAAGUCAGCCAGCGCAGUGUCGAGCAAGCAGUCAGCCAAGACCCGGCGCUCGAUCAUCAAGGUCGAGGUGCGCACCAAGUCGAGCACAACUGGCCAAGGCUCAGCGGCGGGCAGUAGCAAGGUCGCCGUGAGUGCGGUUAGCGAAUCAGCGCCUGAAUAACUUUGCUACAAGGCCAGUACAUGGAUUUGCCUCCAUGACUGCAGUGAAAAUGA